UAACAAUAUCUACAAAAAAAUUCCAAUAAUUAAAGCCUGAAGUUUACUCACAGACUUGAUACUUCAUCUAUAAAUACCCAACCCCCAAUCAAUUUACUCAACUCUCACCACUCAGCAAAUCUCAUCUUCAGGAUUAAGGAAAAUUGAAGUGUGGUGUGUGUAAUGGCUACUCGAAAUUUGGAGAAAUUGGCAUCUAUUGAUGCUCAGUUGAGGCUUUUGGUUCCUGGGAAAGUGUCUGAGGAUGAUAAGCUUAUUGAGUAUGAUGCUUUGCUUUUGGAUAAGUUUCUUGACAUUCUUCAGGAUUUACAUGGGGAAGAUCUUAAGGAAGCGGUUCAAGAAUGCUAUGAGCUUUCUGCUGAAUAUGAAGGAAAGCGUGACCCGAAGAAGCUGGAGGAGCUCGGAAGUUUGUUGACAAGUUUAGACCCCGGGGACUCCAUUGUCAUUGCAAAAGCUUUUGCUCACAUGCUUAGCUUAGCCAAUCUGGCUGAGGAAGUUCAGAUUGCUUACCGUCGAAGAAUCAAACUGAAGAAAGGUGACUUUGCUGAUGAGGCUAAUGCAACAACCGAAUCAGACAUUGAAGAAACUCUCAAGAAACUUGUGCAUAAGCUUAACAAGUCCCCUGAACAGGUCUUUGAUGCUCUCAAGAAUCAAACAGUUGACUUGGUUUUGACUGCUCAUCCAACUCAAUCUGUCCGCCGAUCUUUGCUUCAAAAGCAUGGAAGGAUUCGCGACUGUCUGGCCCAGUUAUAUGCCAAAGACAUCACUCCUGAUGAUAAGCAAGAACUAGAUGAGGCUUUGCAUAGAGAAAUUCAAGCCGCUUUCCGUACGGAUGAAAUCAGGAGGACCGCACCAACACCACAAGAUGAAAUGAGAGCAGGAAUGAGUUACUUCCAUGAAACAAUCUGGAAGGGUGUUCCGAAAUUCUUACGGCGUGUUGACACCGCUCUAAAGAAUAUUGGGAUUAACGAACGUGUUCCGUAUAAUGCCCCUCUUAUUCAGUUCUCUUCAUGGAUGGGUGGCGACCGUGAUGGCAAUCCGAGGGUAACUCCUGAGGUAACGAGGGAUGUUUGUUUGCUAGCCAGAAUGAUGGCUGCAAAUAUGUACUUUUCUCAGAUAGAGGAUCUAAUGUUUGAGAUGUCCAUGUGGCGUUGUACUGAUGAACUACGUGUUCGAGCAGAAGAAAUAUAUAGAACAGCAAGGAGUGAUGUGAAGCACUACAUAGAGUUCUGGAAACGGGUUCCUCCAACUGAACCUUAUAGGGUGAUUCUUAGCGAUGUAAGGGACAGAUUAUAUAAUACACGUGAACGUGCUCGCCAUAUACUAGCCCAUGGGAUAUCUGACAUCCCGGAGGAAGCUGUUUAUACCAACGUUGAAGAGUUCUUGGAACCACUGGAGCUAUGCUACAGAUCACUAUGUGCGUGUGGAGACCGUGUGAUAGCUGAUGGAAGCCUUCUUGAUUUUCUAAGACAAGUGUCUACAUUUGGACUAUCACUUGUUAAACUUGAUAUAAGACAAGAAUCCGAGCGCCACACGGAUGUCCUUGAUGCAAUCACUCAACAUUUAGAAAUCGGAUCCUACCGUGAAUGGUCAGAAGAAAAACGCCAAGAAUGGCUUCUAGCUGAACUCAGUGGAAAACGUCCUCUUUUCGGCUCAGACCUCCCCAAAACCGAGGAAGUUCAGGAUGUUUUAGACACGUUUAAUGUUCUAGCAGAACUCCCAUCCGACUGUUUCGGUGCUUACAUCAUCUCAAUGGCCACAUCACCUUCUGAUGUCCUUGCUGUUGAACUUCUUCAACGCGAAUGCCAUGUAAAACAACCGUUACGUGUUGUCCCCCUUUUUGAAAAACUUGCUGACCUGGAGGCGGCCCCAGCAGCCAUGGCCCGCCUUUUCUCGAUCGAGUGGUAUAAGAACCGAAUCGACGGUAAACAAGAAGUCAUGAUCGGGUACUCCGAUUCGGGAAAAGACGCAGGCCGGUUUUCAGCUGCGUGGCAGCUUUACAAAGCUCAAGAAGAUAUUAUUAAAGUUGCGAAAGAGUUCGGAGUCAAACUUGUUAUGUUUCAUGGGCGUGGUGGGACCGUCGGUAGAGGUGGUGGGCCCACCCAUCUGGCUAUCCUGUCUCAACCACCAGACACCAUUCAUGGGUCGUUAAGAGUCACGGUUCAGGGUGAGGUCAUAGAGCAAUCUUUUGGUGAGGAACAUUUGUGUUUUAGAACACUUCAGAGGUUUUGUGCGGCCACACUUGAGCAUGGGAUGAACCCACCGAUCUCACCAAGGCCCGAGUGGCGUGAACUUAUGGACGAGAUGGCCGUUGUUGCAACUGAGCAGUACCGUUCUAUUGUGUUCAAGGAACCACGUUUUGUCGAGUAUUUCCGCCUUGCAACACCGGAACUGGAGUACGGGCGUAUGAACAUCGGAAGUCGGCCAUCAAAAAGAAAACCGAGCGGUGGCAUUGAAUCACUGAGAGCGAUUCCAUGGAUCUUUGCAUGGACUCAAACGCGGUUCCAUCUCCCAGUGUGGCUCGGGUUUGGGGCGGCAUUCAAACACGCGAUUAAAAAAGACAGCAAGAAUCUUCACAUGCUUCAAGAAAUGUACAGAACAUGGCCUUUCUUUAGGGUCACCAUUGAUUUAGUUGAAAUGGUGUUUGCUAAAGGAGACCCGGGCAUCGCUGCCCUGAAUGACAAGCUCCUUGUUUCCGAAGAUCUGUGGUCGUUUGGAGAAUCUUUGAGAGGAAACUAUGAAGAAACCAAAGAUUAUCUUCUCAAGAUUGCUGGACAUAAGGACCUUCUUGAAGGUGAUCCCUACUUGAAACAAAGAAUUCGAUUGCGUGAUUCGUACAUCACAACCUUAAACGUAUGCCAAGCUUAUACCCUAAAACGGAUCCGUGACCCAAACUAUCAUGUGACAUUAAGGCCUCAUAUUUCCAAAGAAUACGCCGAGACAAGCAAACCGGCGGAUGAGCUUAUCCACCUGAACCCGACCAGUGAUUAUGCACCCGGUUUGGAGGACACACUCAUCUUGACCAUGAAAGGGAUUGCUGCUGGAAUGCAGAACACCGGUUAGGUUAAUCCUUAUGCAAAUAUAUACUGUACUGCAUGUUUUCUUGAGGUUUUUUUUUUACUGUAAUGGAAUCAUUGAUGGUGGUUUAUCCAAAAGAUUAUGAUUUAUUGUACACUUGGUUACAAGUGAUUUUAUAAAUUGCUUUGCUUUCUA
Molecule: messenger RNA, 3210 nt
Organism: Helianthus annuus (common sunflower)
Lineage: Eukaryota; Viridiplantae; Streptophyta; Magnoliopsida; Asterales; Asteraceae
Product: phosphoenolpyruvate carboxylase 1
Exons: 11
Coding region: 163-3060 (965 amino acids)
Biological process (GO): tricarboxylic acid cycle; carbon fixation; leaf development
Cellular component (GO): cytosol; apoplast; chloroplast
Molecular function (GO): phosphoenolpyruvate carboxylase activity
Source: RefSeq, a predicted model, not a curated record